CGCACCGUUUGCUGCAGACGCAGGUGUUAAAAGGUGCGAGGGGGGUUAAAACUCGCACCCAACACCCACGCAGCCAACAGCAGUUCUUCUCCGCAGUUCGUACAUCGCGCGCGUGCUCGACGAUAUUUCGAUAUCGUGUUACAUAUUUUUUUAAAAUAAACUCGUUCGGAUCGGCAGAUAAACAUGCAAAACUUGAAGAAUAUACGUAACGUGUAAUCCGUCCGCGAAAUCGUUGAAAAUCAACCAAAAAAAAAAAAGUCUGUGCUUCGAAAUUUCCAAUUUUUGAUCUCUGGAUAGGGAAUAUAGAUUCCCGUGAUAUACGCGGUUUUCUCGUUCUCCGUUAUCUGCACAUUAUAAUUCGUGUUCAAACGAAACGCUUGAUGAAAAUUCGGGAGUAUAAUAGCUGGAACCAAGAAUUGAACACCUCAUUCAAAUAUGGACGGAGAUAACACGGAGUAAAAUUGGGAGAACGAAAUUGAUGAAUAACAUUUAAAAAAUGAGUGAUCACCGAGUGUAACGAUCGUAUCGAAGAAGAAAAGACAACAAGAAAAAAACAAACAAAAACAAAAACGUGAAUCGGUGUACGAUAAAAACGAAAGAAAAAAAAAAACAAAAAACCAAAACGAAGAGGGUCGAGCACAGCUGAAAUUUCAAGGGUGUUUGAAAGAAAAUUCAUUCAAUCAAAUGCGACACGCUACGAGCGGGAUAAUCAUGAAGGAACCACUGCAGCAGGUGAGUAACAAGCAAGAGAUAAAAAUGGAAUGGGAAGGAGGCGAUCGUCAUCAGGACGUGAGUUCGCCGCAGAUCCAGUCGACUCAAUCGUUGGAAGAUCAAUCGAACAAUCCCGAGAAUUUGCGGAGCGUGAUAACGACCAGGAGACACGUGAGGACCAUUACGACGGCUGGUCACAUCACCGAAGGUGUAGCCGAUCUGGAACCUGACUCACCAGUUCCCAGUCCGGUCGCCUCUAACAUUCAACAGGUUAUUCAACAACAGAAUACCAUCAACAACAACAUCGGCAACAACAACAACAACAACAACAACAACAAUAACAACAACGGCACCACAACCGGUGGGCAACAAGAACAACAGGAACAACACCAACAACAUUAUCAAGAGGAACAGCAACAACAGCAACACCAGCAGUUUGUUCACGUGUCACGUGGCUCCAGUCCCGGUGAUAUUAAAGAACAACAACAACAACAACAACAACAUCAUCACAUAGCUUACGUGACAAACGGUCAGGAACAAGUCGAACCUCAAGAAGGUGGCGAGGUCACAUCGAUAACCAUAGCAGUGAGCAAGGAUCCUCCAAGGUACGGUACACCUCUGCCGGACAGAACGGAGGUUCGGUACGUCUACGCGAAUCAAGAACAAAACGUCCGUAAGGAGGAGUUGGUCGUCCGCGGCGAACAUCAACAACAACAACAACAACAACAGCAGCAGCAGCAGCAACAGCAACAACAUCACAGGUACAGUCCACAGGAAACCGAUCUCCACGCCCGGUAUCAAGGUUCCCCGGUUUCUCAUGGCCCGGAGGAUUACGCGAACUCGCCGAUGGUCUCCCAGACCGGUGAAACAGUUCAAAUUUCCGGAUCUCCCGCGGCUCCGUAUUCCCCACCCAUCGACCGCAUCAGGACAACGCAGCAACAACAACAGCAACAGCAACAACAACAACAACAACAACAACAACAACAACAGCAACAGCAGCAAUUGGUCGUCGCCGGUUACCCAGAUCCGAGUACCGGUAAUUUGAAGUACGACACGGACACGGCUGUUGUUACGGAGGGUAUAAAAGGAUCGAGCACGUACACGACCCUGGAAACAGUCGCCCUGGCGCCCACCCAGCCGGUUCAGUACGCGCAAUACAUAUCGGCUAGCGAAUCCUUUCAACAGACAGUUCCUAGUUACAGUUAUUCGAAACCGAGUGAUAUGUACCUCAGUUAUCCAGCGACGAGUCAAGCCGGAGGAAGAGGUCCGGAGGUCGACUCGCCCGGCAGUGUUUACAUAAAAAACGAUCCCACCUUGACGUCCUCGUCCCUUUUGAGCAGCGGUCGUUUACCCCCGUUACAUUACGAUCAACCGGGCUCUCCCGGCUCCCAAGUGACCCUUUACGGAAGCGGAACGGCGACCUACCAAUACGUGAAACCGUCCGGCGAUCAGUACUGGCCUACGGGAGGAUCGACGCCUCCUUCGACCUUGGAAUUUGUCCAAGGUUACGGCGGCAGCGUGGCGGCGAUAUCGGCCAGCGACGCGGCUAACAUGCAACUUUAUUCGGGCGGCGGUUACAACGGGAACGGAAACGGUGCGGGAAACGGUCCUCAGUCGCCCUGGACAACGUUGCCCCCCGGCUCGGGCGACGACAGUUUCGAAGGUCAAAUAAUGACCGCUGAAUUGAAGGAGUGCGUCAAUUGCGCCGCGAAUAUGACACCCCUUUGGCGGAGAGACGGCACCGGUCAUUAUCUUUGCAACGCCUGCGGUCUCUACAGUAAAAUAAACGGAGUCAACAGACCGCCAAUUAGAUGUGGAAAACCGAAACAACCAGUUGCACCGAGCGGUGGUCGCAGAACGGGCGUUCAAUGCGCCAAUUGUCACACGAACAACACGACGCUCUGGAGACGUAAUAACAACGGAGAGCCGGUAUGCAACGCUUGCGGACUCUAUUACAAACUGCACAACGUAAACCGACCGCUGAGUAUGAAGAAAGAAGGUAUCCAGACGCGCAAAAGAAAGCCAAAAAAUCCAACAAGUUUGCCCGGAAAUAUGGCGGGAUCUAGCGGUUUGCACAAAACCGAGCUGAAGGCCAGCUUACUCGUGGAAUCGAAGUUGUCGUUGAACAUGUAUCCCAAUGACGGCGGGGGUGAAGGUGGAUCAGGCGGUGCUGAUGAACAUUACCUCCCUGUCGGCGCUUUAACAAAUACUGGACAUCUAAAUCACGCUCAUUCACCCCUGGCGCUACCCUCCGCCGCAGCCCUGAACCGUCAAACAACCCUAUCUGUCCCCCCAUUGGAGCCGAUCAAUAGUCGAUCGUCGGCGGAUCUGACAUCGGUUAUAACGUCGACAACAGCUGCGGUUCAUACCGACAGAAACUGAAAAUAUUUGACUUACUUAUUGGUUGUACAGAAAAGUCAGAAGAUUUCAUUUCACUCCUUGUCCAAUGUAAGGGGUUGAUUCGUUGGAACGAACGUUUUUUAACUUAGCGGCAGCCGGAAAUCUUUGUUUCCUGACGUAUCGACGGCGAUCUCUAAUACCGACGAACGAUACGACGUACGUAACGAUGCACUCUUUCUUCCGCUGCCGCUAAUAAGAUAAAGUAAAAUUAAAAACUGCCUCGUUUAUCCAACUUCGAAACGGCUAAAUUCGUCCGCGAUUGUACGUAGAAGUGGUACACAGUUAAAUGAAUAAAUAAUUAAAUAAAUAAAUAAAUAAAUAAAUAAAUAUAUAAAUUAGUUAUAAGUAAAUAGAUGAUUUAAUAAUUAUAGGUACAAUACGAAUACCCUUCCCUGCAGCUAGUUCUAUGUAAUUAAGUGUAAUACAUAUGUAUGUAUGUGUAAACUGAAUACCAUCAUAUAUCGAUAGCAUAUAACAUGAAAACUAUAAUCAAUCAAAUAUUAUAAUAAUAUAAAUGUAAUUUAGUACGAGUGACGGAUGAUCAACUGUUCUACGUUAAUAUAAUUAUAGUAUAAUAUAUACAUAGACACUUUUAUCAUUAGAUAGUUGAUUUUUUUGUUAGUGAUUAUCUAAGUGUUUUGAUUUUUUUUAAACUACCUUCCAACUACGAUAAUCGUUUCAUAUGUUACUAUUAUUAUUGUUUAAUUUAAUUACAUUCCCAAAGACCUGUAUGUGUAUAUGUAAAAAAUAGACAUAUACAGAUACCUAUAUUUAGUAUAUAUGGAUAUAUAUAUCGAAGAAAAUUAGCCCAAAGAGUAAUAUAUAUAAAAAUAUAUACACACGAAAUCAAACUACAUAUAUUAGACAUAUAGGUAAAAAAAAAAAAUCAUCCCAAACAAAUUAUUGUUUCAAACUUUAUACCAGAGAUAUAUAUACUACGCGAGCUAUAGUAAUCACGCUGUAUAAUAUCAAAUGAUGUAAAAUUUGUGAAAAUUUUUCAUGUUAUCGACUGGAAAAUGAUGAUAAUAAUAAUUUCAUUAGAUAAUCAA
Messenger RNA from Athalia rosae (coleseed sawfly), 4160 nucleotides. RefSeq names its product probable serine/threonine-protein kinase yakA. Lineage: Eukaryota; Metazoa; Arthropoda; Insecta; Hymenoptera; Athaliidae. Gene Ontology annotation, biological process: positive regulation of transcription by RNA polymerase II; cell fate commitment; negative regulation of transcription by RNA polymerase II. The record is from RefSeq and is a predicted model, not a curated record. The transcript is spliced from 8 exons. Bases 685 to 3093 code for a protein of 802 amino acids. Gene Ontology annotation, molecular function: RNA polymerase II cis-regulatory region sequence-specific DNA binding; DNA-binding transcription factor activity, RNA polymerase II-specific; zinc ion binding.